Porites lobata is the source of this 294-nucleotide messenger RNA. NCBI's taxonomy places the organism in Eukaryota, Metazoa, Cnidaria, Anthozoa, Scleractinia, Poritidae. The record is from the annotation of a GenBank genome assembly.
UUGCUAAAUGUCCUCCUGCAAGUUUCCAUUAAAGGUCCAACCUUAGCUGAGGCUGACAACAGAAUUCAACAAGCUACUAAGGUGAAAAUAAUACCUUGCCUUACUUUCCCAUUAGCACACACAUUUUAUAAUGUUCAUGUUGUUGUCUUCCCUUCUGCUUUUGAGAUAUCAUCUUUCAUUGUAGACUUGGCUGACUGACAAGUCCAGGUACAAACUGAAGCAAGUGAACCAGCCACAACAGCCAUCAAAAGAGUAAGUGGAAGAACCACCGCGUGCUGUUUUUUUCUCCGCUAG